This is a messenger RNA of Diceros bicornis minor, 7258 nucleotides long. It is a transcript of the gene CIPC, whose product is annotated as CLOCK interacting pacemaker. The coding region runs from base 4598 to 5791 and encodes 397 amino acids. The transcript has 4 exons. NCBI's taxonomy places the organism in Eukaryota, Metazoa, Chordata, Mammalia, Perissodactyla, Rhinocerotidae. Gene Ontology annotation, cellular component: nucleus. Gene Ontology annotation, biological process: negative regulation of DNA-templated transcription; negative regulation of circadian rhythm. The record is from RefSeq and is a predicted model, not a curated record.
GAGAAAGUUCUCUAGUCUUAUUUCCUCUUUGAAAGAGGAAAAUGGAGUGAGCCAUACAUGGUUCCAAACAGAGGAUAUUGUAUGGAAUUGGGGUUGAGGAUCUUGGAUAUGACUUUGCAGCCAAGUUGGAAAAUGAAAAUGGAUGUGAAUGGGAAGGUGAAUAUCAGAGAUUUCGGUAGAUGGGUUUUUUUGUCCUCUGUGAAAAUGCACAGACCUUCUCCCAGAAUGGUAUCUCUGAAUAUGCAGACCAAGAAAAAAUGACUUCAGAGAAACCUAGUAAUGCAUUUAUACUUCUCACUGGGAUUACUGAUGGUUUUCUGGGUGGUAAGGUCUUCAUUUUCUGUGGUCUUAUCACUUGGUUGCAUUUAAGCCUGUGCUUGUGCUUUUACCUCACACUUCUGUGCACGCAUGUUAUACACGUGACAUAUUUUAGAAGGAACUUGAGCUCUUGGGGAACGUUGCCAAGUAUCUAUAAAAGGAGGGAUCUGAGAGCAGCAUUUCAGAUCCUUUCCUUGUAAACUCUGGGUCCCCGUUUUAUCAUAAGCCUAAAUCUCCAUAGAGAUUGUUUGUGGAUUAAACCAAUCUUUAAUUUGGUUGGUGGAUUUAUCCCUGAGGUUUCAUCUUAGAAUAAGGGGUAGAUGAGAUGUGUGUUUCCUGCAGGAGACCAGACCUGGCAGUUAGAUCUUGAGAUGACCGUGGUGUUUGGAAAUGCAGAAUCUUGACCUUCAAGCUGUUCAGGUAUUUCGGUGACAGCUAAGCCGCUAGGGCUGUCAGCGAGACUCAGCAGGACAGAUUUGUUGGAAUUUAUUAUUCUGUUAAGUACCUCACACAUUAAUUGUUGGGCGCUGAGGUUGCAGAGAUGAAAAAACAACUCGAGGUAGAGGAGACAAACAAAUAAUAGACUCUGAUGUAAGAAGUGCAAAAAUAAAAGAGCCAAGUGCUGUGGAGCACUUGUUAGAAUUUUAUCUAAUACCUAUUUAUAGAAACCUCUAUGUUUAUUGAUUCACUUCCCAUUAUGAGUUUUAGUGUGUACUAUUCUCUCCGGGAACCUUUUGGACAAUGUGUUACGUAUGCACUUACAAGAGGCCCCAUUAGGGUCAAUUCUGACAAUUCGGGGAGUCCUUUUAAGUCAGACACAUGAGGAUCUGAGAUGUUUGUAAAGCAGUGCUAGUGGUUUCCAGUCUGUGCCAGGAAGCAGAGAUAGCACAGUGGGUAGGAGCUUGGUAACCCAUUUUUCAACCCCUGUCAGCUUAUGAGCAUCUAGCUUGAUUUUAAGAUAAUACCAAAGAGGAAGAAGAAUCUUCUUGAGGUUUUCAGACUUUGCCAUUCGCACAGCCCUGGGUUUGAGAGCUCCGGUAGUAAAUGCUGUCACUGUCUGCUUCUCCCUUGUUGAGGGCCUCACGUGGAGCUGUGUCUGAAUGGGUCCGUUGUUCACUGAGUAAUUGAUGGCCUCAGUGGCACUCCCAGGAGGGAAGUGCUUCCCCUCUCAGAGAAGAGAGCUCAAGGUGCCUGGCAUGAUGUAGCCCUUCAUUCUCCAUCCCACCUGACCCUCCCUGGGACACUAAGGCAUUCUUCUGCUUAACGCGAACUUUACUUAGGACGGAAGCUUUCAUAUUUUUAGUCACUUUCACGUCCAAAGUAGUCAAUUUACUAUCCUAAAGUAGAUUAUGCAUUCUUUGUUUCCAACUGCCACCAAUUCCCAGAAUCUAAAAUUUUUGCAUCUGUUCUCCUUUUAACCUAUUUGUUAACGUUUCAGUGUUUUGAUUCCACAAUCAGUAUUGUCCUGCAAAUUGUCUAUGAGCCAGAAUAAAUUGCUGUGUAUCUUUAGCUCCGUUGACUACACUGUAAUAACAGUAGCAAGACGUUUUUUCUUGUCUUGUCACAAGGUUUGUGGAAGACUAAAUUGGGAUGCUUUAUUUAAAAUACCUGUAAAAUAAUCCAUGUUUAGUAAGAUAAUGGGAAUCUUUGUCAAGUUCUUAAUUAGUUGCAACUGACAUGCGCUACCUCCCUAAUCUGAAUCAGCAGCAGGGUCAGACUUGAAAAGUCUGACUGCCCAUCCACGACCUAUGUCUCCUUCCAUUUUGAAGAAGCCUCCUGUUCACCUUCAGACGGUAUUAUUUCAGGAAAAUGAAACUGUGCUCAUUUGUUGAGUUUGAUACAAAAGGAUCCUGAUUUAAUUAGAGAUACAGUUUUACAUUUUAGUCUACUUUUUUAAACUGGAUUUUCCGUGCUGUCAGACUUCAUAGCCAUCCGACAGAGAGACGUUGCUUUUGCAUAGUGUGUGCAAGAUGUGACAGUGCCAUUGUGAGUCUUUUAUGCACGAAGUACUAAAUGUGACCUGUCAAAGAGUGCAUGGUUCAUAUGGAUUGAAUGGGGAAGCCAGUCCCCUUAAAUGAGUUAGAUAUGACACAAAAUAUUUUUUACUUGGAACUGUGCUUAAAAUUCAAAUCAGUGUGUGUCCCCUCUAGUCUACUUCUAUUGUAUGCAAAAGUCUGAGCAAGAGGGUCACUCAAGGACGCUCAUAAACAUCGUCGUCUUCUGUAUAAUUUUAUUUUGAGUCCCUCCCCUGCUCCUGGAGUAGUUGAUCUUCACUAGAUGCCAUAUUAGCAGAGAUGUUCAGACGUGGCAUUUCAGGGUAUUCUAGAUACAGUGCUGUUUGGCAGGGGCUCGUCUUUCCACUCAGAAGGACAAUUGGAUGGAGUCACGCGUGAAUUCAAACAUUACUAGGCAUUGCUUCCACUUACUAUCUCAGUCCAUUCUGGCUGCUAUAACAAAAUACCACAGACUGGGUAGCUUAUAAACUGCAGAAAUUUAUUUCUCGCAGUUCUGGAGGGUGUAGGUCCGAGAUCAGGUGCGGGCACAGUCCAGUGAGGGUCCUCUUCCAGGUCGCAGACUUCUCACUGUCCUCACAUGGUGCAAAGGGCUAGGGAGCUCUCUGCAGCCUCCCUUAUGAGGCACUAAUCCCAUUCGUGAGGGCUCCACUCUCAUGAUCUAAGCACCUCUAAAAGGCCCCUAAUACCGUCAUUUUGAGGGUUAGGUUUCAACAUGUGAAUUUCCCGGGGACACACACAUGUAGCCCUGCACCCACCCAGUUUUGUUAUUAUUACUGUUUUCCCUAUUGGCCCCCUGUUCUCUUUAUCCCUGCAGUAUCCUUUCUGUUCUUAUGCCAGCCUUAGAGCUGCCAUUCCUUGGUGACCCAAAUGGCCUUGUUAAAACAUCUGGAACCUUCUCAGCCCCUGCCAGCCCUUUGAAGGGCUCAUUUGUCUCAUUAUUUGCACUGUUAGCUUAGUUCUGGAUCUGCUAUGGACAAGCUGUGCAUCACUGGAGCAAAUCUAGUCUUCUCUCCUGGGCUUCCGACUCAUACCUGUGACACCCUACCUAGCAGCUCCCCUUGGAUGACCCAGUCGCUUCUCUCUACAUGGCCCAAACUGGACCAGCCCAGCCACCCCAUCCAGUCCCUUCUGUGUUCUUCUUGGGCUCCCUGCUUUAGAAGAUAGUACUGCCAUCUGUCCCCCAAUGUACAAUCGCCAAGCCCCAUCAACUCAGCUUCCUAAUAUGUCUCCCCCGUUUACUUCUCUCCAUCUCCACUGCCACCACAUCCGUUCACCUGGACCACUAUGGUCGUAUCCCAGUAAUCUCAUUACCACUCUGGCCUCUCUCCACUGUAGUCUCAGUCCAGCAUCCAAAAUGCUCUUAAAAUGCAAAUCUGAUCAUGUCAAUCCUCUGGUUAAAAUUUUUCCAUGGCUUCCUAUUGCUCUUACUAUCCAGAGUCUCCUCAACAUGGGUUACAAGGCACUGCCUGUCCGGCCCCCACUGACCGCUCUCCUCUCAGAACAUGGCCUUCUGCCCCCCGCACUGUGCUCCAGCCUCCCUGGCCUUCCAGCUCUUCCACUGUGUCAGGCUCCUUGUUCCCUGAGGACCUUCACACCUCCACCCCUCACCCGUCCCCUUCCCCUGGCUAACUCUGUCAUGCUCCAGAUCCCAGCUACACGUCACUGCCUCAGGACAGCUUGCCCUUCUCCAGUCCCCCAGACUGUUAGCCCCUCCGCUUCAUACCUGUCAUCAAAGCAGCAGUUAAUUAAUUGUGUGAUUGCUUGUUCCUGUGUCUCUAGACCGAAGCUCCGGGAAGGUAGUGUCCAUGUCUGUUCUCUUCAUUCUGUCCCUGGUCCUAGCACAAUGCCUGGUUUAUAGUAGGCACUUGAGAAAUAGUUUUAAAUAACUGAAUGUAACUUCUCUGAGCCUCAGCUUCUUCCUCUGUAAGAUGGGAUAGCAACUGAGGAGGACAUUGUGAGGCUCGGGUGAGAUAACCUGAACAGCAAUAAUGUUAGGGGCUUUUAUACAAUCAAAGCACGAUUAUAGAUGAUCUUAUUUGUGCUUAAAAGUGCUUUUUAAGUCAAAAUGUAGCAUGCAUACAUAAGGAGUUAUUUUUACUCUUUUCAGUACCUCAUCCAAAGAAGUGAAAGGUUAUUUUGAGAAACUGCACUAUGGGAGGUGGCAAUAGGUCAGGAGCCUUCAAAUGCAGACUGGGAGAGCAAGCCGGUCCAGGGCAUUCCAGAUGACAAGAGUCCUGAUGAGUCUACUUCCGGCCCAGUGAAACAUGGAGAGGAAAAUCCCGUCCAGAGAGAGCCCCAGAAGACUCUCGGCCAAGCUAGGCAAAGGCACGGAGGUGAAGAAGGUGGUUCGUCAACACGGUGUGGCUGCUGCUGAGUCAGAUAAGGACUCGGGAUUUUCAGAUGGGAGCUCAGAAUGUCUGAGCUCGGCAGAGCAGAUGGAGUCCGAGGACAUGCUGAGCGCCUUAGGCUGGAGCCGAGAAGACAGGCCAAGGCAGAGCUCCAAGACGGCAAGCAGUGCCUUCCCUGCACUGUCCCCCAUGGUCGUCAUGAAGAACGUGCUGGUCAAACAGGGCAGCGGCUCCUCCCCGCUCCAGUCCUGGACUGUCCAGCCCUCCUUUGAAGUGAUCUCGGCGCAGCCACAGCUCCUGCUCCUUCACCCACCCAUGCCGUCUCCUGUCAGCCCACGUCACGCUGGCGAGAAAAAGUCAGACUCCAGGAACUACCUGCCUAUUCUCAAUUCUUACACCAAAAUAGCCCCCCACCCAGGCAAAAGGUGCCUCAGCCCAGAAGAAAGAGGAGAGAGUGGAAUGCAGAAGAAGGUCUGUACUGAGAGACUGGGGCCGAGCCUGUCUUCCAGUGAGCCAGCCAAGCCUGGUGCUGUGCCAUCCAGUCCCCCAGCGCCCGCUCCUCCCAGCGCCAAGCUUGCCGAGGACUCAGCUCUGCAGGGGGUGCCCUCCCUGGUGGCAGGCGGAAGUCCACAGACUCUUCAGCCAGUGUCCAGCAGCCAUGUGGCUAAAGCUCCUAGUCUGACCUUUGCUUCCCCCGCCAGUCCUGUCUGUGCAUCAGACAGCACCCUGCACGGGUUAGAGAGCAGCUCCCCCCUCUCGCCACUGUCAGCUAAUUAUAGCUCACCUCUCUGGGCCGCCGAGCACCUCUGCCGCAGCCCAGAUAUCUUUUCAGAGCAGCGGCAGAGCAAACACAGGCGCUUUCAGAAUACCCUAGUAGUCCUACACAAGUCUGGUUUGCUGGAGAUCACUUUGAAAACCAAGGAAUUAAUUCGUCAGAACCAGGCAACUCAGGUGGAACUAGACCAGCUAAAGGAGCAGACCCAGCUGUUUAUAGAGGCCACCAAGAGCAGGGCUCCUCAGGCUUGGGCCAAGCUGCAGGCUUCUCUAACAUCUGGGUCUCGUCAUACUGGCAGGGACCUAGAAGCAUUCUCUGAUCACCCAGACAUAUAGCUGAGAAGGCAUAUUUUCCUGUUACUUGAGCGGUUCCUUUUAGCUCCUUUGCUAUUCUCUUACUCCUGUUUCCCAAAACUUAUGUAAGAGCUUUCCUUCUAAACUUAAACUCUUCAGCAGUUCACUUAUGAAACCACAUGCCAAUACCUGGCUGCUGUUUUAACCUGUGGUCUAUGCACACUUUACUUAUGUCUCUGUUCCACUGAGGACCUCAGAUUCGGAGUGUCCUUGAGUCUCUUUUCCUUAGCCUGCAGGCACUUGGAUGGAUUACAGGGCAGAGCAGUGGAGAUGACUGUGGGGCUCUUCCAGCUGUCACCUCCCACCGUCCCACUCACUCACUGUGAUCAGGGGCCAGUGACAUGGAUGAGUGUACCUGUCAAGGUACGACACAAGAGCGACACCUGUCAAGCCAGGGAGUAGGUGACUCGAGGAUCCUUCGUGGCUCUGCCCUGGAAUGUCUUAGUCUCAGAGGAAAAUAGGAGGUGCAUUUGCAUUCCACAACGCAUCGGGCCACUGGGGUGAAACCUGAAGUGCUUUGGGCACAGGUUCAGCUUGGGGUGCAAGCUCUUAAUCACUUAACCUUUGUUUUCUUAAACUUGAAAGUCAAGGGGAAAGAGCUGCACCAUUUAACUCUUACACUGUAGUCACAAGCCAGAUUUCUCUUCACUUAAACUGGUAGGCAAAAUACUUCAGAUUUUUACAGUAUGGAAUGGAUUCAGUACCAUCUGGAAUUAUAGUUGAUGAAUUGCUUUUUUGACUUAGAGUCUGAACAAAGUAGACAUGGCCAGCAUCUCUUGGUCAGGAGCCAGAAGAUAUUUUGGUAAUUUAUGCUUUUUUUCCCUCUCUUUUGAAACAAUGCAACCUGUUUUAUGUGUGAAAAUCUUUUUAAAGAUAGCUUCAUGGUUCCUGAGAGUGUAAUGUAAGUUAACCCUCUGCUGCCACGUUUUUUUUCCUUUUGUUUUUAUUAAAGGAAAGAAGUGAUUGUUAAGCUUGAUAAACUUGGAAUUAAAAUCAUCCUAAAGUUAUUAAAUAUAAGUCCACAAGACAUUGGAAAGUAUUCUUCUCAUCCAUUUUCUUUUCAUAUCUGAAGUUUUCGUCUGUCCCGUGUGAUGCACAGUGAUGCGGAGCGACUGUGGAGCAGAGUCUUGUGUGUUUGUUUCAUGUGUUGGAUAUUGGCAGCAGAGCCAGAGGUGUAGUGUUGGUUACGUGAAGUUCAUCUAGAAAUGGAGAAUGUGAUGAGGAUUUCCAGAUGGUACACAUUGUUUCAGCUUCAUUGUAAAGGUAAACUACUUAGAUUUCUAAGUGGUAACGUUUUAGACUUUCUGUCCUCUUAUUCUAAAAUUUCAUCUUCUUGAAGAUCUUUGUACAAAUUACCUUAAUAAGUUCUUUAUGACCAGCCUCAUCUUUUCUGCAAGGAAAAUGUUCUUGAAGUUUUACGAAAGCCAGAAACUAACGCUCAUAUUUACU